AUGGUAUAUUCAGUUUGCAAUGAGUCAAAUAUUUUACCUUAUGAUGAAUGGAUUAAGUUAGAAUCAGUUAUUACCUAUAGUACUACUUAUAAUGAAACUUACCACUGGGAAUGUGUUCAUGGCGAGAGAGGUAUUCUAGAGUGGAAAAGACCUUCUAGCUCUGCUUAUAACAACUAUAGCAGCAAUCGUGCCGGAAAAAGUAAGAUUCCAACGUAUAGUACGCUCAGCGGAUCAAGAAUUUCAACACCUUCAGCUGUCUAUUCUCGCUAUGGACAAUCAAGGGAUUCACAUUCCUCACGUGACAAAGGAAGCUAUAGUGGUCGCAGUCGUGGCUCCAGCUACAUUUCUGAUUGCGGGAACUCAAACAAUGCAACUGAUUAUAACUAUGGUUCUGGUUUUGUAUCUGAUUACAAACCCGGUUACACCUUAGACUACAAUAAGUCAGGUUGCAUUUCAGAUUAUGGACGCUCAAACUAUGGUAAAACAAGAUAUCCAUCUGACUCAGGUAAAGCAAGUUACUUUAGUUCUGGUGAGUCAUACAGUCUAUGUGGAAACGCAAGUGACAGAUAUCUUCCUACGGCAUCACCAAGGUUUACUUAUGGUUCUCAUUGUCGAAACACAAGCAGGGAAGAAACUAACUCUGGUAAGAAUACAUACUCUAAAAGCACUAGCAGAAAUGAUACAGGGGGUAUUAAAUCGUAUAAUACCUACACACGGUCUCAUAGUCAUGAAUACCCAUUGUCUACUUACACCAGAUCAAACAACAAAGCUGAAUCACAACCAAACUAUUCUCGAAUAAACAGUAAAGCUAACUUAAGAACAAAUUAUUGUAGAAGUGCUAUUAACGAGAAUAUUUCUGACCCAAGGCAGAGUAGGAGAGACCUGAAUCCAAAUCUUUCAACGAUAAACGAAGACGUACCACGCACUUGCAGAAAAACUAAACAACCUCCUUUAGCCAAAUCAAUUAAAAGUGCAAAGGUUCUUGCAGAUCCUAUGUCAGAUUCUGAAGUGGAAGAAAAAUCUGCAUCUGAUGAAGAAGAAUUUGUGCAUUGCCGAGCUACAUCGCCAUCUGUUGAAGCGAAAUCCAGUGGAAACCAUUCGAACAUUAUAUCUGCUCCAAUGAAAAUGAAAAAAUCGGUAGUUGGAAAGCAUGCUUCCGUAAAAAUGAUGUCGGUUGGGCAACAGGUUAGGGCAGAAGACUUACUUGAUUCACUCUCUCGUUCUAAUAACACUAACUGUCGCUACACAUCCUCCGCAACUAGAGCGACACCUCUGUAUUUUGAUAAGUACUACAACAAGUAUGCUAUGCCUUCCUAUCGUUCCUGUAGGCCUUCAACUAUCAAUACGUCAUUAGACCAUUCACUACGAAAUUUAAAACAAGAAAAAACUGAUACUUUUUCUACGUCGUCUAAUAAACUUGAAAUAACUCCAAGCCUAACGCAAAGAAACUUGUCAAAUGUUGAAAAAGAUACCCCCUUCUCAUCUGUGAUAUCAGCGAAAGAUAAAAAUUUACAAGAGAGACAAGAUUCAAAGGAACAUGACAGGAACAAAAACUUUAUAAGUUCGGAUAUAAACGUAAAUGAUGACAGCAAUUAUGAAAUUCAAGACGAUAAUCACCAACAAGAGGAAAAACACAAAUGUUCAUUUGACGAAAAGGAUGAUAAAAAUACCUCUCGUUCCAGUUCAAGGAACAAUAUAAGAAGUAAUGAAUUGACAAGUGGCAAAGAAUUGACUGCAAGAUUGGGUUCCAAAAAUAAAUUUCCCAGAAGAAACGAGAGUCCAGAAAAUUUGACAGAACUUAGAAAAAAUGAAAGUUCGAAACGAUCUGAAAUCCUGGAGAACCAUUUAUUGACUACCUUAUCCAGUGAGAAUGACUCUGAUGAACCGAGUAGUAGAUGCAGGACUUUAAAUACAAGUCAUUCAAGAAGAAGAAAACGAAAAAGUUCUAGAGAUAAUAUUUUGUACGAAGGAGAAAAAGAUAAUUCAAGAACAUUCAGAGAACUUCCUCCAAUACCAACUGGAAAAGAAUCUAGUGAAAACUUGCUGAGAAGUAAAUCAUAUUUCUUGGACCAAGAAUUAUCAGGAGAUACAUUUUGUUCUUCUCAAUAUGGACAUUAUGCAGAGCUCAAACAUCAGUCAUCAUUUAAUGAUUUUAAUGAAAAAGUUCCUCGUGAAUUAGAAUCUCGGUCUAGUGAAACCAAAAACAUCACUAACAAAACCGGACAACGAGGAAAGAAGGAUGAACCUGAGCAAGUAUCUUUGAGUAGAGCGGACAGCAGUGCAGAAGAAUCAAAAACUAGAAUACCUGUAGUAGAUUCUGAGCAAAAUAUAAGUGAAACUAAUAAAAAUAUAGAUGUGCCUGACAAAGAUACUAAAAACUGUGGUUGUUCUGCAAAACAUGUUUCAAAGUUUCGACUACAAGUUUCUGUGGGUGAUUUGCCUACUAUUCAGAAACCAUCUACUGUAACUUGUGUAAAUUACACAGAGAUAGAUACAGUAAAACAAGCACAUUCAAGUCAAAAAAUAGAAAAAUAUUCCAAGGAGCCGUUUCCAAAUGAGAACAGUGAGACUGAAAAAGAACAAUCAAUGGAGAGACUGGACAGUUCGGGAGAGAACAAGGAAGAUGAAGAGCGAUCUUCUUCUCCCUAUGACAAUGUCGAAGCAUUUUGUUUUAAGCCUGUUUUUGAGAGUUAUAAAGAAACUUCUAAAAGAGACUCUGGAUUUUCCGAAAUUGCACAAUGUAGUGACUCUCCUUACGACAAUAUUUGCACAGAUUCAUCUCCUUUAUUUACUUUUCAUCCAAUUGAAAUGCCCGAAAAAGCACAUAAACAACAACUAUUCCAAGCUGAAAAGAAGAGUAAAUCUGAAGACCAAAACUCAGUAUUAACACCAGAAGAUGAUACAAAAAUAAACUCAAACUUAUCAAAAUGUACCAAGAAUGCUUAUUUGUCAAAGUUUAUUAGCGAAUGCAAGGAUAUUGAUUAUUUACUGAAUGACGUCAAAGGAGAAGAUCCGGAAACAUUUGAAGAAUUUGAAAAUAAAUUUAAACACGAAAAUAUGAUUAGUGCUACUUCGACAAUAUCACAGGAAGAACAUGAAAACGAUGAAUACAACAACGUACGCUCAAAAGAAAAGAGUGUUAGUGCUGAAGCGCAACAAAAUCUGACUCUGUUUAUUGGACAGUGCCAGGAUAUUGACGAAAUGCUUGGUCCACUGUCUACUUUUGUUCCUUAUGGAUUAGCUAGCCCUACAGAGCCAUUUAGUGCCAAGUGGCAUGAUCAAAUAGAAACUCCUUUAACCCAGAAGAAGACAGAAGAGGACAGUUACGAUUCUUUAGAAGAAGAAAAGGAAAAUGACCUCUUAGAAGAAGUUGGACCUUCUGCAGUGAGGGUGCAUGAAUCAGAAGCUCAACAGCCUCAGCUAGAUUCAUACACAGAAGAAAUAGAUUACAGUGCUGUUAGAAUUCGAGAAAAUAGAGCCAUGAAUACGGAGAUUACAGAAUACACAGAAGAAAUAGACUCUGGAAUAAAUACAGCUGGCCAGCCACAACUUCUACAUGGAGACAUUUCCAAAAAUAUAAAAUAUUGGUUAGAGUACCAGAAAGUCUUAGAUUUGCUUCCAGAAUAA
Messenger RNA from Limulus polyphemus (Atlantic horseshoe crab), 3627 nucleotides. RefSeq lists its product as uncharacterized. Bases 1 to 3627 code for a protein of 1208 amino acids. The transcript is spliced from 4 exons. The record is from RefSeq and is a predicted model, not a curated record. NCBI's taxonomy places the organism in Eukaryota, Metazoa, Arthropoda, Merostomata, Xiphosura, Limulidae.